Messenger RNA from Talaromyces stipitatus ATCC 10500, 1428 nucleotides. RefSeq lists its product as uncharacterized. The transcript is spliced from 2 exons. Lineage: Eukaryota; Fungi; Ascomycota; Eurotiomycetes; Eurotiales; Trichocomaceae. The record is from RefSeq and is a predicted model, not a curated record. The coding region runs from base 1 to 1428 and encodes 475 amino acids.
AUGGUCGAUACAACAGAAUCUUUGCCCACCAAUCUACAACUAAAGACGUCGAAGAGCAGACUCGGCAGCCCCCGGCAUAGUCGCAGGGCCUCCGGAAGGCCUAGGAUUGAUGCUCCCGGUGUAGCAGUGUUGUCCAAGGAUCGGAGAGACCAGGUACGACGAGCCCAGCAAAAGCACCGGCUUAAGCAGAAAUUAGCAUUUGAAGAUGCAGUGUCCCGGCUGUCAGAGGUAGAAGCACAACUGGAAAGAGCCAGAGGUGCAUUUUCCAAUUUCUACAGACUAGCCUACCUGUUAGGGUUGGACGUUAGCCAUCCGAGUCUUCAUAUACUUAUUGAGGAGCUGCGAACGGUUCUGGACACGUCCGAAUCGUCCCAGUCGGCGGAGAAGGAGGGGUUGAAGGAAAAUACCAUUCCAGCUGCUGUUAUGACUAGCAGGGAUCGUGAUUUGUGUGAGGUAUUGGCGGCUCCUAGACAUCGAGCCCUGAACCAAUCCUCGGCCGUCGUGCUUAUUGAAAAUUCGAAAGAACUUUAUAGUGCUAGAGUCCACUGCUCUCCAAGUGAGACCGCUUCUGACCCACAAUCCAUCGCUCAGGAGACCCAGGACAGAGCACUGACUGUCAUCAAUGAGCUCGAAAGACCUUUCAGCGGCAUUCAUCACAUAACUUACAGCUUUCAAGAACAUACAUUCGUCAGAAAGCUACACCGAUACUGUCUAGAAUACGCGUUUCGUCUAUUCAUCGACCCUUCCGCCUCUCCAUCAGCCACUUACCGCGUCUUCAGACUCGUUCCCUGCAUGCGGGAUAAGAAGAAGAUGUACCCUUACUUUCAUAGACUGGUUACCGGAGGAGCUCAGGAUGCGCUUGAGCUCCCUAGUCUCCCUUUCUAUUGUGUUGGCGGUGCGGGGACGCACUACCCUCGGACGGACGACUCAGGAAGGCAGAUAUAUCCUUCAAAUAUGCGGUUGCCGAGGAGGGUGCUAGGUACCUUGCCUAUUAUUACAAGCGUUGAAUCUGACGACCCUGGUGAAGACGCUCGAAGGCUACUCAAACUCUUCGACCUCGGGGGUGAGUAUUUCGAUUGCAAUGAUAUUGAGGGAUAUCUUCGAGCCCGUGGUGUAGAUUUGAAUCAGAGCUGUCUGUUCCCUCCAGUGUCGAUCCCAGGGAACAAUGAUAUACCAUACCAGACAUAUGAUAUAAUGCAGCUACGCUCGGGGCGGAAUAUUUGUCCUCCACCCACCCACACCUUGGAUGUAGAAUCUUUCUUUACAAGUAUGUGUCAGACCAUAUCUCUCUCACUUUUCCAGUUUAUGCUUACCAAUAAUGCAGAGGUAGUUAAUGGUGUGAUCAUACUGGGCCGAGUCCCUGGCUUCCGAAGGGAUGAUGUUGAGCGUGCUUUUUAUUCUUCGCUGAGGAGAAAAGCUACGGCAUAG